This is a messenger RNA of Solea solea (common sole), 1114 nucleotides long. It is a transcript of the gene pusl1, whose product is annotated as pseudouridine synthase like 1. The transcript is spliced from 8 exons. The record is from RefSeq and is a predicted model, not a curated record. The coding region runs from base 179 to 1057 and encodes 292 amino acids. Lineage: Eukaryota; Metazoa; Chordata; Actinopteri; Pleuronectiformes; Soleidae. Gene Ontology annotation, biological process: tRNA pseudouridine synthesis. Gene Ontology annotation, molecular function: RNA binding; pseudouridine synthase activity.
GACCUCAAACACGUGAAUGAACGCUUCAGGUUCGUUAGUGUAGAGGUGAGUGUCAGUGAGUUGACUUGUAAAAGCAUAAAACACAGAACUACAGUGAGUUGGUGUUUGUAAAAUCGCAGUUAGACUAUUUUAACGACAGUCUACUGUAACGUCUCAGUGUUGUGUUCACGGAGAGACCAUGCACUCUUGCACGCGCUACCUCAUCUUCUUUCAGUACAUUGGAACUAAAUACAGUGGUGCAGCCAAAGUACAUCAGCAGCACAAAACAGGGGUCCUGGACCAUUUGGAGGAUGCAGUGAGGAAACUGAAGCCCCUCAACCCUGUGUCUCUGACCAUCUCCAGCCGGACAGACUCGGGUGUCCAUGCCCUCUCUAACUCCGCCCACUUUGACAUUCAGCGCACAAACAACAAGCCGCCAUUCACUGAAGACAUUCUUGUCGAGGCCCUGAAUUACCACCUCGAAACCGAACAGAUACGGAUAACCCAUGCCCACCGUGUGCCUGAUAACUUCCAUGCCCGUUUCCGUGCCAUCUCUCGAACCUACGUCUACCGGAUAGCCCUGGGACUCUCUCGUCCCGGCCUCCUUCCCCUCACUGAUCACAAGCUGUGCUGGAGCCUCCGCAACACGGAGCUGGAUAUGGGAGCCAUGCGAGCAGCUGCUUCUCUGCUGGUCGGGACUCACAACUUCAGCAGCUUCAGAGUGGCCAACUCCGAAAUGCCUUUUAAAAACCCUGUCAAGACGCUGGAAGUGGCCGACAUACAGCCGGGAUGCUCCUUCUUUCACGCACACUUCCACAGGGACAUUCCGAUGUGGGAGUUGACGUUUAGGAGCAGAUCUUUUCUCUACAGGCAGGUGCGGAGGAUGACGGGGGCCCUGGUGGCAGUCGGUCAGGGACAGCUCUCAGUGACCCAGGUCAAGGACCUGCUGGAGGCUCAGGACCCAUUAGCUUACCAAUCGGGUAUGGCUGCUCCAGCUCACGGCCUCUUCCUCACCAGAGUAGACUACAGAGAUGCAGAUAUGCAGCUUUCACAACAAACUGGAAACUCCGAGGAUUAAAUCGACACCAACAAUAUUUAUGAAAUGACUGUAAUAAACUUUUGUUAUAUAUUUGUA